Molecule: messenger RNA, 1430 nt
Organism: Ixodes scapularis (black-legged tick)
Lineage: Eukaryota; Metazoa; Arthropoda; Arachnida; Ixodida; Ixodidae
Product: boophilin-H2-like
Exons: 5
Coding region: 758-1330 (190 amino acids)
Molecular function (GO): serine-type endopeptidase inhibitor activity
Source: RefSeq, a predicted model, not a curated record
AGACCAUAUAACGGAAAUUGUUUGAUUUCCCAGGCUAUAUAAUACACCCAAGCGGAUUUUUUUUUCUUUCCUUUUAGGGGCGGUAUACGACCUCGUCUUGAGUAUCACUGUUGUGACGAGCCGUUUCUACCUCAAACAAAACCUCACGGUCGAAAACGUGCCCAUUCGAGGCUCACAAAAUGAAGCGAACGCCGCCGCAAACACCUCAACGAAAGCGAUCGUUGAAUAAAGCCAGCGCGACUUCGAGUAACUAGGCCUUACCCCUAGACCAGCUUUUUCAAAAGCUGAAGAGGAGAGCAACACACCCAGGCGGCGUCCUUUGCAUGUCCUCCCCCGCAGACGUAGCGUCGCAGGAGGGCCUAACAGAUGUAAGAGCCGUCAUGACCUUCUUCAGAUGCAGAGCGAGCAUAUAUGCAGCGUUCCACACGAUCGGCCACCGUCAUCAGGAUGCCCGCUAGAGUUUAGCUGAAAAUUUCACUGGAUGUUCCCAAAUAUGUGGGUUACCUGACCAUCAAAUGAGUGGGCACUUCAUCGCCGACCUCCAGGACCACCAAGCGGCACCAGGCGUCAGCGACGAAGUGGCCUUCACUUGCAUUUUGCCAGUCGCCUUCACGGGGAGUGCAGCAAUCUCGAUGCAACGGCAACCAGACUUCUCGAGCAUGGAUGACUUCUUCGCUCGUUUCAGAGCAUACAUGGCGGCCCCUUUCGGAAUGGCGGGGCAUUGAAGCGGGCAUCGGUGGUCCCAACGGUUGUCUCCAUGGGCCAAGAUCGCUGGCUAUGCUUUAAUACAUACAAAGAAACGGCGAAACAUCACUUGAAAGCGGAGACAACCAAGUGUAAUUCAACUGGGACAUCAUGUCGCCGUCACCAAAACAAAUGGCAUUUUAAUGGUCUAAUCGGAAGAUGCGAGAGGUCUACACCAAGUUUCUGUGGAGGGAAAGAUAAUUCAUUUUCAGAGUUCAAAGUGUGUCAACAGACCUGCGAAACCGAGGAAAGAGUAACCCCCGAAGACUGUCGGAUGGAUUUGAACAGGGGGAAAUGCGAAGAGAAAAAGAAAGGAAGGCCGAGAAAAGGAGUUUACCGGUGGUACUUCAACAGCACCAACAACAAUUGUCAGAAGUUUCUGUGGUAUCGUUGUAACGCCAAUAGAAAUAACUUUCCUACAAAACAAGAUUGUAUGACAUGCCAAACAGCCAUGCCAACUACGCCAACUACGCCAACUACGCCAACUACGCCAACUACGCCAACUACGACAACUACGCCAGCUACGACAGCUACGCCAGCUACGCCAGCUACGCCAGCUAAGACGACUCCCCCGCUUGAGUGCUGAACAGGCCUUUGUCUACGCCACUGGGCUCCGCAAGACUUGUGAAAGUGCUUAAAUUCCGAAAUAAAUACGCAUUGAUGACCACAAGGUAUUAAAAUCAUGU